UAACGAGCUUCGCGCUAAUAUCGCCGGUCGACCUGUACAUUAGUCUCUCCGGUUGCGUUUACCAAUAAACAUUAUUAUUAUUAUUAUUAUUUUUUUUUUUUUUUUAUUCAAUUGUUUAUAAUUUUAUACCGUUUUUAAACGAAAAAAACACAUCGCGAAAUAAUAUACCGGCGUGUGCGAAAAUGAUGAUACUACGUUACAAGUAACUCGUUCGAUUCGCGUCCGGCUCCGAUCGCGUAUAAGUGUCAAUGGAAUAAUCGUAGUUUUGAUAAACAAAAACAAAAAUGACGUCCAACGCGUCAUCUUGAAUAGCCCGUCAUUUUUAACUCAACAAAAUGGUGAAACGUAUCAGUAAACAUCACUACGUGGCCACUCCCGGCAGCAGCAAAAACCACCACAGAUCAACGGAGACGCUACCGUAUGUGCACAGAGGAUAUUCCACCGAUGGUGAAGACAGCCAAAGAACUUUGUCCGAAUACACGAUCGCCACAGACAGGCCGUCGUCUCGCGGUCAACGGACGCCACCCAGGUCGAAGCGGUCCCGGAGCCUGGAGAGGCCGUCCAGCAGCUCCAGAGCCAGGUCAGCAGCCAGCCACCAUGAUUCGGACGUUUACGUGACUAGCGCUGCGUACAGGCCGCCGUCCGAAAUGAGUCGUGGAUCUCAUUACACCAGCAGGAGCAACAGGAGCAGGGGGCCGGCUCCCAGCCACUAUUCGUACCGAAGCAACGGUAUUGCCCCAUCCGAAGUGUCGACGGUCAAGUCCAAGAUCACACGCAAACCAGGCAUGACUAUUGAAACGAUGUCGGCGCCAAAUCCAUUUUGCCCGAACACCAAGGGUAUGUGCUGCCUGAUGCUGCUGCUCAACCUGGGACUCAUAUUGGUCACGUUGGGUUUCGUCAUCGUUAUACAAUUUUUUGAACCUCUGUUCGUGUGGGUGUUGGGCAUAAUAUUCCUCAUUUUCGGUUUCUUGACACUCAUGGGCAGUCUGAUUUACUGUGUAACGGUAUGCAGGGACGCCAAAACGCCCAAAGAGGUAGCCAUGCAAAAUCACUACUGGACACAUCAUUGGCAAAAGAGCUUCGGUGCCACACCAGAAAUACAUUACAAGACGGAGAAGUAUCCACCACAGGCCGUGCCCCACUCGGACCACGACGAGUACAGCGAUCGAUUCUCAAUCGGCAAACAAUCAGACAGGCACAUGCACGGACACAGAUACUAAACACAUUAUUAAUCGUAAAUGUACAUAAAUAUUGUAGCAUUUUUUUGUUGACUGUAAAUAUUUUAAUGAGGUUUAUUUUGAUCAGCCUAUACUAAUUAGAUAGUGAUCAUUAUAAUCUGACACCCAUGUUUAUAAUAUCAAAAUAAUGUAUAAUAUAAAAAUAGGUAAUAUUAAAUUUAAUAAUUAUUUACUAAUCAUACAAACAUAAUAAUAAUAAUUUAUUUCAAUAAUUGUUAUAAUAAAGAAGCUGUUUAUUACCUCAGUUUAUGUAAAAAUUACUAUUUCUGUUCACGAGUGGUACAAUUAAUAAUAGUAUUUAAAACAAUUAUACUGAAAUUAUUCACGUAUGUCAUUAUUUAUCAAACUGAAAUUCAGCAAUAUUAAUAUACUAAAUAACAUCAAACAUCCCUAACAUGUAUUAUUCAUUGAUUUGUUAUAAAUUCUAGAAAAAAUUGUGCUUGUACAUUUUCAGAAGCUCUGAAAAAUAAUAAUAUAAUAUUUAUAUACCAUUUAUACAAAUUUGUAAAUAUUUUAUUAAAGUAUAAAUAAACGUAUAAAAAAAAUGUAUUGUUCAUUAUUAUUCUAUAAUACUACAAAUUACAAGUUAUGUCUGUUAAAAAUUUUAAAACUAUUUAAAAUAAAAUAAAUUGAAAUUGGUAAUUUCUACACUAUUUCAGAAGUGAGAAUCAGAUUUUACAGAAAUACACAUACAAAAAAUAUAUAUAAUUUAUAAAUAAGUAAAAAAAACUUGUACAUUUUUCUGAAAAUUUUCAAGUGCUCUUUAAAAUUCCUUAACAAUAGUUUAAACUGAACAUAAAUUAGGUACUUAAAUUAAUCAUCUAUUAUAGACAUACAUGUAGUAAGUUCUUCAAGAAAAUAA
Myzus persicae (green peach aphid) is the source of this 2100-nucleotide messenger RNA. RefSeq lists its product as uncharacterized. Lineage: Eukaryota; Metazoa; Arthropoda; Insecta; Hemiptera; Aphididae. The coding region runs from base 336 to 1220 and encodes 294 amino acids. The record is from RefSeq and is a predicted model, not a curated record. The transcript is spliced from 5 exons.